AUGCCUUAUAUAAACAAGUACUUCGAAAGAAAACCUUCAAAUUGGGAUAUUUUGGAUUUCCUAAACGAAUGGACUUUUAACGUUUCUGUCAUUCAAGCUUUUAACGCGAGCCACGAAGUUAGGUUUGGUGCAAGUCAGACAAGUCAGGAACAGCCAGUUGUGAACGUUAAAAAUAUUAACUACCAAAAUUUACAUUGCCAGGGAUCUCAACCGGAUCGUGUUCGUUACCAGAAGUGGGAGAAGGAACGUGCUUCUUGCGAAAAAGCUCGGACUGUUUCAGAGGAAAGCAAAAACACUGAAUUUGCGACUUCUUCAAGGCCGAAAAAGCGAAACAAGAACGAUUAUGAAUUCGAUACCGAUGGAAGUGUGUCAGAUGAUAAGCUACUACCUAUCACAAGCAGUGUUACAUCUAAAAAGCUUUCCAAGAUUGGUAAAGGAAUAGCACGAUAUGGUGUUAUAUUUCUUCCCGAAUGUCACAAAAAUGACAUUUUGCGGAGUGAAUUUAGCGACUAUGAAUGGAGAAAUCUUGAAAACAUCUUUCGUAAGAAAGAUGAAGAAAUUAGCGCGCAAACCUCUCCUCCGCUAGAUAAAGUUGAACGCAUUUUGAAGGAAUAUAAUGAAUCUAUAAAAAAAGCCACAGAAGGUGCCUACGUGGAUCUUGAUGCGAUCUUUUUUGUCCCUAAUUACAAAACCGAAUACAAAUUCCGGAAACAUUGGUUGUCAAAAUGGGUUGACAACGUAUACCAAAAAUUUGUAACAUGCUUCCAACUCUCGAAACAUGUUUUAAAUGACAAAUCGACCAGUGAAUACCAAUAUCGUAGUUGGUUCGUAAAUUUAUUAUGCGAAGACAUUUUCCUUGACGUCAACAAUGUUAUUCGAUUUGUGACUGGAGAAGUAGAAAACAUUGAUCGUAAAAAUCAAAAAGAUUUAUCUAAACUCCCUGAAGAGCGAAGACCUAUAGGCUGGUACCAUGACGGAAUACUAAAUAUUAAUAUAAACGGCAAUGAUUUACAAGUCGGUUUCCUUGAAGUAGUAGGAAACGCUAUAAUCGAAGAUCAUAUAAAAAGGGUUGGUGACCUCCAAAAAAUCUUGAAGGCAAUGCGGUUGGCAUUUUUUCAAUUAGAAGAAUCUUUGCGUGAAAAAGGAGUUGAUGAUGAAAAAAAGCUCAAACAAAAGCUCGAAACGUUUGGAAUCCUAGUUGAUAGGAGGGAUUUCGCUUUUUAUGUUAUGAAUUAUUAUGACAGAGCUUUUCUUGUUGACGAGAUUUUUUUCAUUUACAAUACCGGACACACAAACGCAACUAUAUCUGUUAGAGAAUAUCAUAGGCGAUCUAUUAGCCUUCAGGGUAAAAUUUUUUUCACACACCUGAAUCAUAAUCUUUUUCAUAAACAGGCUCGUACAGAAUAUCUCAAUACACGAAUAAAUGAACUAUUAAGAGAUGCAACAUCUCGACGUCGUUCACGUAGGACAAUGACUGCUGUUGAUGCAAGUCCUCAAAAAGCAGAAAAAACUCGUAAAAGUAAUUCCAUUAAAUAA
Messenger RNA from Funneliformis caledonium, 1536 nucleotides. The record is from the annotation of a GenBank genome assembly. Lineage: Eukaryota; Fungi; Glomeromycota; Glomeromycetes; Glomerales; Glomeraceae.